Molecule: messenger RNA, 1874 nt
Organism: Pseudogymnoascus verrucosus
Lineage: Eukaryota; Fungi; Ascomycota; Leotiomycetes; Thelebolales; Thelebolaceae
Exons: 2
Coding region: 626-1759 (377 amino acids)
Source: RefSeq, a predicted model, not a curated record
CGUUGAUUUAUCACGUGACUCACCCCCUUACCGGUGAUUCACUCCCUACCUAUCCAAAGAUGGAGUUGAUUUGAAUAAUAAGUCAGUGGUAACUGGUGAGGGAUCAUCGAGACCAUCGGGUGGUGACAACCAUCGAGACCAUCGGGUGUGGCACCUAGGGUGGCAUGGUGGAUAAAUGGAUGUUCAGAUCCACAAUUUAAUCCGCUAGUGCUAGACACCAAGCUUAGGACACCAUUAUUCAAAUUUUCAACGAGAGGGAGGACGGGAAGUUGGCCAAUUAGUCGAGGGGAGAGCUCGGAGUUGAAGAUGGAGUUGUAGGCUUGGGAGAGAGAGGUCAGCCACGAGCCCAAGUAGGGAGUACGGUGCCAUAGUAGUGAAAAAGAACGGAGCAGCAGAGCUGGGUAGCAUUCCUUUCUACGAAUGUUAUAAUCGGAGACGUUACUUACUAGCAUCGUUGCGAAUUCUUAAUACGAAUGCGUGCGUGUGGGGUUGGCAGUUGACGAUGGUUGGUCAUCAUCGGGCGCUAUUUGUCCGAUAGACGCGCGCAUGUGCGAGACAAAAUUUCUCAGUAAGACUACUGGGAACGUAAAUCGCGUCGAAAUCACCAGUCUCGCAAAACAUCAAGAUGGACUGUCCAGAUAUUCCUCCAACUCCUCUAGAGAGAGAGCUAUGGGUCAAGGUUCUCCAAACUCCGGACCAAAUAACAGAAGCCGAAAGACUUGUUAUUUUGCGGCAACCAGACCUCGCCACACAGGUUGCUAAUAGUCUCAAAGUCAGUGGACUCACACUAGAACAAUUGCAGAACAAAGCCCUCACAAGUCCUGAGUCGAUGACUUCUGAAGAAUGCCGUUUAGUCCUGGAUAGGUAUCACAUUUGGAGUCCACAAGAGGCGACUGCAAACAGCAUACUUCGUUGGGGUCACGAGGACCUUAUGGCUCACAUCAAAGCCCGUCACGCAAUUGCAACUUCUCGAGAUAAUGCUGUGUUGUUAGCUGCUAGUGUUAGAUCAAACGUCUUUGCAGCGGCUAAAAGGAAAGAAAUCCAGGCAUCAAUGAAGAAAUACGCUGACGACAUGAACCGACCCUGCAAAUGGGUACGAAAUCUUAUUAACCCAUCAAUGUCAUGGAGCGAACAGACUGGACGUUGGGGCUUUGUUAUCUUUCGAGAUAGUGCCAUAGACUGCGACAGUAACAGUGAUUCUUGGGAUAGGUUUCUGUCUGUCAUGGAUAGUUGUGUAGAUGAAAGUCUCAGACAGAUGGUCGGUGGCACAGCCAUUAUACUAACGAAAGAGUUUAUUUUAGCAGACGAGCCUGUGUCCGAGAAUAACCCUGAAAUUCUACGCAGCAUUUUCCAGCAGCGACUGGCGGAAGAGGCUGUCCUAAAUCCUCGCGUUCCAAGCAACACAUUUCUACUCGUCACUCCCGAAGUUGUGGAUGCGUGCAUUAACACUUCUACACCGUGGAUAUGGGCGUAUGACGCGAAGUUUAUCCCUUCGGCUACGCCUCCACCUGUAUCAGCAUCUGGGACAGAGCAUUAUGAAGGACGAUUAAGGGUUAGUUUGUACACAUUAUUCACCUGGUUUUAUGCUGUACGAUCUGAGGAGCUCUACAACAUGGCCCUUUUUUGGGAGAAGGCACAGAAUCAGGGUCAAGUUUGGAGUGUUGCAACUCAGUCAGGCAUUUAUCACCAUCCGUUUGUUCUCCUCGAGAAGGGCUCAUCGUAUCCAUUUAAUACAUAUGAGCUUGACAAUGGCCCUUAAGGCAUAUCUAUCUUCAACAGCUUCCGCUUGCUGCGAAUUUUAUUCCCGUUCGUAUAGGUAUAUAACAUUUUUAUUAAUUAACACUUUUAUAUAACUAUUAAGUUUUAGAUAUUCU